AAUCGGGGCUGUGUAUAUUGCCAUCAUCCAAGGGGUGAAUCACAUCGAUUGCACAUUAUCAAAUAGAGUUGUUUAGAGCCGUCGAGAGACGGCUGCGGUUUCCGGUUUUGGGCGCUACGAUUUUUUUUAUCAGUUAAUAUUUGUGUUAUCAAUUGUGUGAGAAAGAUUCCAGUGUCUUUUGAAGCCAUUUGCUAGAUAAGAAAGUCAGCAAGAUCGGACUGAAAAAUGGUUAGCCUUUUUCUUCAUCGAACGCAGCGAGCCUACUUGGAUUAAAAAUCCUUCUCGUGCGAAGGAGCAUUAGCAGUUUUACGAUUACAUUACCGCGCAUUUAGAUAGAAAGACUGUAUGGUUCGCCGAAGGCUUUAGAAGGCAAUUGGGCUCAAGCGACGAACCUUAAUCCCCCCCCUCCCCACCCCCCAAGAAAAAAAAAUAAAAAAAUCUAGUUCAACAUCUCUAAUACACCUGCCAUUGUAAAUGGUUGUAAUGCUAACCUGCAUAUGUUUCUGCGCGCUCGGCGAGGUUGUUCCACAUUUCAAAUGCAAUUUUAUGUCGUUAGCAUAAGGUACAGCGAACAGGCCCGCGCGAUUUGCAAUAUCAUCAUCACCCCUCCCCACCUCAUCAGGUUUUGCAAUCGACAAAAAAAAGGCAUGCGCCUUCACACCAAUCGCGGCACGAAGCCCUCACGAUCAACGAUGUCGGAUGCCGAUUAAACGCAUGGCGAACGCGACCAAACGAACGAAAUCGGUGAUCCGUUGUUGUCUAUAAGCACGUUCUGUUGUCUGCCGGUGGGUAUGUCCCGCUUGAAUCACCACAACCGGUCGGUGCACGGGUUUAGUUCACGAUUGACCACCGGACGCGGAACAUACGGUCGGUUUGUUGGUUCACCCGCUCCGCGACCACAUUCCUGAUGGGCAGAACAACAAAACGCUCGCCAUUAGUCGAAACGUUUGCGAAUUAGUCGUGCCACCGUCUCAUACCGUGCUGCACGGUUUAAGGCCACGCAACCGAGCGUCGAUCGUUCGCUGUCCCAGCCAGCCAUCCAGCCAGGGUCAUUUGGGCUUCUUUCGAGGCACGCAACACCUGUCUGUAACACAUUCAAUUUCUGCGCGAUGGGCUGCAGCUCGUCAAAGGAGGCUGUUCGCAGCUCGAACGAAUCCCUUCCCAAAGCAUCGAAAGUGACCUCGGCGACCACUUCCAACGGUGGAAGCACCGCUCACGAUGACGAUUUCAUCGAAGCCGUCGUCUGCCAGGAGUCGGACAUUGGCGAGAAUCAGAUGAAGCAGGUCGAGCUGGGCGAGGGCAAGGUGUUGCUGGUACGCCAGAACGGCAAGCUUACCGCCAUCGGGAACAAAUGUUCGCAUUACGGUGCAAUGCUUGUGACCGGAGCGCUCGGUGAAGGGCGCGUCCGCUGCCCGUGGCACGGCGCUUGCUUCAACGUCGAGACGGGCGAUAUAGAGGACUUCCCCGGGAUGGAUUCGCUGCCCUGCUACCGGGUGACGGUGGGCGAAGCGGGCGACGUGAAGGUGCGUGCCAAACGUACCGAACUGACAACCAACAAGCGUACCCGCGUAAUGGCCAAACGGGUGCAGCAGGACGAACGUACGUAUGUCGUCAUUGGCGGGGGACCGUCGGGUGCUACCUGUGCCGAAACGCUCCGCCAGGAAGGUUUCACCGGGCGGGUUGUGAUGAUUAACAAGGAACCGGCCCUGCCGUACGAUCGGGUCAAGGUGAGCAAAACGAUGGACAUGAAUCUGGAAAAGUGCCUGCUGCGGACGCAACAGUUCUACGACGAUAACGACAUCGAGGUGAUGCUAGGCACUGCCGUCACGGGGCUGGAUGGAGCGACACGGGAAAUUACGCUCGACAAUGGGUACAAGAUCCGGUACGAUAAGGCGUACAUUGCAACCGGCUCGAACCCACGGCGACCACCGAUCGAGGGUGCCGAUUUGGGCAACGUGUGCGUGCUGCGGACGGCAGCCGAUGCGAAGGAGGUUAACGACCAGCUCGGACCCGAAAAGCGGAUCGUCAUACUGGGCACGAGCUUUAUCGGGCUGGAAGCGGCUGCCUAUUGCGUGAACAAGGUUGCCAACGUUAAGGUCAUCGGACGGGGAGCCGUCCCACUGAAGGAAUCGUUCGGUGAUGCGAUCGGCAAACGGGUGAUGGAACUGUUCGAGGAGAAGGGUGUAGAGUUUGUGAUGAAUUCCGGCAUCCGGCGGUGUAUCGGUGAGGCGGGCAAGCUGAAACAGAUCGAGCUAACCGACGGAACGGUGCUCGAUGCGGACGUGUGCAUUUUUGGCAUCGGAUCGACGCUGUACACGGAGUUUCUGCAGAAUUCGGGCAUUUCGAUGAAUCGCAACGGUUCGAUCAAUACCGACCAGUAUUUGGAGACGAAUGUCGAGGGUGUGUACGUGGGAGGAGACAUUGCCAAUUCACCGGUGCUUUCGAACGAUGGGCAGCCAGCUACCAUCGGACACUACCCGCUGGCACAGUAUCAUGGUCGCGUAGCGGCAUUCAACAUGGUCGGUAAGGCGACACCGCUCCAGGCGGUUCCAUUCUUCUGGACGGUGCUGUUCGGCAAAUCGUUCCGAUACUGUGGAUACGGCCAUCCGGACGAGGUGAUCGUGGAGGGCGAUUUGGCCGCGCUGAAGUUCGUUGCGUUCUACAUCGGUAAAGGGGGUCGUGUGGUCGGUAUGUCAUCGUGCCAGCGGGAUCCGGUUGUGGCCCAGUUUGCGGAGUAUUCGUCACAGGGCAAGGUGCUGCACAAGGACGACCUGACGCCCAACCCGUUCGGGUGGAUAACGGCUCAAUCGGCAUGAACACAAUCAGCGGACACAAACACACACUGUUUAUCUAUUUCAUAGUAACAUUAUUCACUAUUGGAUACCUUUACCGAUAUACAAGCAGAAAAAGCAAACCACCACUGUCGCUCAAAGCGGCCUUUGUUGUUGAUGUAAAAGCUUCUUGUUGUUGUAGUAAUAAAACAAAAAAAAGUCUUUUACAACCUAA
Messenger RNA from Anopheles stephensi (Asian malaria mosquito), 3006 nucleotides. RefSeq names its product apoptosis-inducing factor 3. Lineage: Eukaryota; Metazoa; Arthropoda; Insecta; Diptera; Culicidae. Bases 1110 to 2816 code for a protein of 568 amino acids. The record is from RefSeq and is a predicted model, not a curated record. Gene Ontology annotation, molecular function: flavin adenine dinucleotide binding; 2 iron, 2 sulfur cluster binding; oxidoreductase activity, acting on NAD(P)H. The transcript is spliced from 2 exons. Gene Ontology annotation, cellular component: cytoplasm.